Molecule: messenger RNA, 876 nt
Organism: Rotaria sordida
Lineage: Eukaryota; Metazoa; Rotifera; Eurotatoria; Philodinida; Philodinidae
Source: the annotation of a GenBank genome assembly
AUGGGAAGCUGGAUCGGUCAUAUUGCACCAGGUGUAUUUUUCAUAUUUUUUGCAUUCUGGUGGCAUAUUAAUAAUUGUGCGCGUUAUAUACGAUCACUUGUUUAUAACAGAGAUGAAAAUACACGACAAGAAAAAUAUGAAUUUCAAGGUUCAACAACUUAUCCUUGUCACUGUAUACCUAUAAAGUUCAUUCGUCGUUUGCCUAUUGAAAGCAUUGUAAAAAUUCUUGUCACAUCCAUUCAUUUUUCAAUCGAACUUCACGAUGGCUAUCGCAGUCAACCAAAACCUCAUAUUAUUACUCUAUAUGUCAAUCAUAUGGCUAUGCUUUUUGGAUUUUUUCUUAGUUCUUGGGUUGAGAUUUUAGUUCAUUAUAAAGUUCCAUUACCAAAACGUAUCAAUCAAGUUAUGGGAGUUCUAGCUUUUACUAUGGAAGGUUUUAUGUUCCUAUUUCAUUUACAUGGACGAGGUAUCGUAGAGGUACAUGCACAUCAAUUACUUAUUGUAUCAAUAGUUUGCUCAACAAUUAGUGCUAUUGGAGAAUGUUUUGAUCCUAAUAAUUUUUGGUUUAUUGUACUGCGAAGCUUUUUUGCUCUAACACAAGGUACAUGGUUUAUUCAAGCAGCAUAUGUUCUUUUCCCGCAAACAACCAAUCCAUCUUUUAUUUGGGAUGAUACACAUGACUCUGUUUCACUAUUAACAAUGUCAUAUGUUUAUCAUCUAGCUGGAAAUGUACUUGUACUUAUUGUCGUAUAUUUAUUAGUUUAUUUAUUUAUAUCACGUACAAGUAAAUUAAAUCAUAAUCGAAUUCAAGAUGAUGAACCUCUUAAUGGAUACAAAUUAAUUGUUAAUGGAAAUGAUGAAGAAAAUGGACUUUAA